AUUUUUUUUUUUUUUUUUUUCGUUAAACGCGAGGAAUUUUCGAAAAAUCGGUAGUGCAUAUCGUCUAGUAUAGUGGUACUGGCUGCGGCGAGGAAGAACAAUGGGCGAGUCAACGAUGAGGCUUUUGACGCUCUUGUGUGUUGCAUUUACGCUCGUUGGCCCGAGCGCCCAAGAAACGUGCCAAAUUCCCCUGAUAAUAAGGGGCGCUUGGUCAUCGUGGGAAAACGGACAGCCCACUUUGACCGAAAUCAACGCCGAAACCAUGACCAGCAGGGGAUACUGCGUCGACAUGAAAGAGGAAUACCAUGUCAAUUACACGUUCGUCUUCCGCCAAGACGUAUGCUUCCACUGCGUCAAGUUGAUCGUUCGGACUGUCAAUGUCCUGGAAAAACUUGAAACCGGUUGCGUGAAUCUCCCAUCCGGCGUCGAGCCUACGGUAGAAAACGUUUGCAGGGGCUUAAAAGCCGACCAACAACUCAUCACUCUGUUUUCCGAAAAUUUCGUACCCGUCAACUGCAGGUCCUCCCUCGAAGGAGUCUGGCAAUUCACCUAUCAGAACAAAUUUCGGUUCACCGGCGAGUGCAAUAACCCGGACGCCCAAAUUCGCUCGUGUCAAACGGCAGGGACGCAAUUCUUCAUCACCAAUCAAAAAUUCAACAUCACGUACAAGCAGUGCCCGGGCAUGAAAGGAACUUUCGUGGCAGUGGUGGAGUACAGUUGUUUGGGGGACUGGUUCGUGGACAAGAACCAUUACUUCGCCGUGGCGAACACCAAGGAGUCGCGCAAGGACGAGAAGUACCGGUGUUUUUUGAAAAACCGGGACGACGAUCUUUACAUCGGGGUGUCGAUAACGGCCGAGUGCAACGUACUCAAGAGCGUGGAAAAAAGCCCGGAGCGUCUGCGCAUCACCCCGGUGAAGACGGAGGUGGUCGAGCCGGGCUGUCGGCUGCCGCAGAACAUGUCCGGCAAUUGGAUCAACACGGCCAACAUCGACGCCGACGUGUUCAUCAACGAGACGCACAUCAUCGAGACGUGGUAUCCGGAUUCCGGGAGGUACAGGAAGACCAUCUACACGUGCCGCGAGACCAGAGACACGCGCUUCAUGAUGGCCAGACUUACGGUGGACGGAUGCCAAAAAGAUUUCGUUUGCUUCGACUUUGUGCCACAGCAUCACAACAUUAUUAGGUACAGAAAAGGUUUGGCUGUCAUCAAGGACGAUUUUCACACGGUGUGUUCUUGGGUUAAAUUCAAAAAUGAAAAGGAAUGGAAGUACGAUUUGUUCUUGGCAAAGGAUCCAGUUCCCGUAAGGUGUCCAGUGGCAGGGAAAUUCAGCUUCAAGCAAACAGGAGACGUCCUCUUCCAAACUCGGAUCCUCGGUGGUGUUACCGAUUCACCUCGACCUGAUGUACGAUGCAAACAAGUCAUUUCCGAUUUUUCGGUGUGCGGUACCGAUCAAAAGGAAAUCGCGAUUGACGAGAGGUAUUGUUUGACCGUCGAUCACUUGGGCCGACCCAUCGAUAUAUACAGCGAGCCUGACUACAAAAUGAAGUGUAUUGGAUAUUUCAAAGAGAACUUGAAAUCUUACCUAAUUACUUUCGACGAGCGUGACCCGUACAGUAAAUAUCACUGCUGGGUGUAUCAGAGAGCCGAUCUCAACAGGGUUCUCAUGUCACAAGCUAUUGGUUCGUUCUGCGAUAUUAAACAAGACGUGACCAGUUCAAACUAUACCGAGGGUGCUGCAGUUGCCCUUGAUUUGGAGGAAUACGAAAGAGAACGAGACCAGUGCCCAAUGUGGUUCGAUGAUGGAUCCAAUCCUUGGGUUAAAACUGAAACUUACUAUCAAGUUUUCCAUUUUGGAUCUUACAACUCAGUGGCAGCGGUUUAUUGCAGUCUUUUGCUGAUAGCUUUUAUAUUACCAAUACACUUUUUACGUUCUUAGUCGAAUGAACAAUUAUUGUUCAUAUGAUAGGUAUAGCUUUGUGUGCUACAGCUACUGUAGUGUACCGAGUUAAGUCCAUGAGCUAGUUUAAGGUUUGAAUCUCAUGUUAGGAAGUAUAGUGCUUAAUUUUUCGAAUUUUUAAAAUUCUUAUUUAGUAAAUGUUCCGUCCAAUUCAGCGAAGAGUUCGCUAAAAUUUUUCAAGUGCCUGAUAUAGAAUUAUAAGUACAACCAUAGGAAUAAAGUCAUGUCUAGAUAUAAUUCACUUUCAACUGAGGUGAAUAAUAAUAAAAAUAAAAAUAGAAAUAACUAUGACAUUUUAACUACGCAUUAAUUAUCGACCAAAUUUUAAUAGGGUAAUUAAUUAAAUAUUGAAAACCAGGUAUGAUUAAUAUGUUUGUAUAUGAUUUAAAAGUAUUUUAAAUGUACAAUAUUUCAUGACUUAACGUGUAAAACCUAAAAAUGAACAAAUUUGUAUUUUUAUAAGCUAUGUUAUAAAUUUAUAUACAUUUUGUUACAAUUGUAAAACAAAUAAAAUCAUUUCUAAACAAUGAUGAAUAGUUGAUACUCUAUACUACGUAAUACCUCAA
Molecule: messenger RNA, 2526 nt
Organism: Copidosoma floridanum
Lineage: Eukaryota; Metazoa; Arthropoda; Insecta; Hymenoptera; Encyrtidae
Gene: udt
Product: protein undicht
Biological process (GO): wound healing
Source: RefSeq, a predicted model, not a curated record